AUGCUCUUGCAAAGGAUAGGCAUAGAACAUCUGCGGAUAUGGAUUCUUUUACUUCUCAUAUCACUUGUACCAGCAGCACUUAUCAGGGAUCGCAGAAGAACAUCAGAAGACUUCACGAUAUAUCCCUUCGACUACGGUGACCAAACAGAAGAUGCAGAAACUGCAUUUCAAAGGUUCGAAGCCUUAUGUUCAGCGAGGUAA
This is a messenger RNA of Caenorhabditis briggsae, 201 nucleotides long. The record is from RefSeq and is a predicted model, not a curated record. Bases 1 to 201 code for a protein of 66 amino acids. The transcript has 2 exons. NCBI's taxonomy places the organism in Eukaryota, Metazoa, Nematoda, Chromadorea, Rhabditida, Rhabditidae.